AUGGGGCUAAAGCGGACGGCCUCGCUGGUCUUUGUCGGAAGUGUGUGGCCGUCGGAGGAGGUGCUGACCCUGCUGUGCGUGGCGCGCCGCGACUGGUUCAGGGAUAAGCUGGUGGUGGAGGUCGGGGGCGGCAUGACCUGCCUGGCGGGCGUCACGGUGCUGCUCACGGACGGGAACGAGACGUCCGUGCAGAACGUGGCGCGCAUUCGCGACAGGAACCGGCCGCUGUUUGGCACCACCGAUGUGGUGGCCAGUCGCCUGCGCUGGACCGAGCCCACCGACGUUGCCUCGCUGCGAGACAAGUUUGACGUCAUCCUGUCGGCGGACUGCCUGUUCUUUGACGACGCCCGGGACGCACUGGCCCGCUUCAUCCUGGCCGCGCUCAAGCCUGGGGGCGUGGCGCUGGUGGUGGCGCCGGCCCGCAGCGGCACACUGGACCGCUUCCAGGACGAGGUGUUCCGGUGCGGACUACGGGUCGUCCGACUGGAGCGGUACGGCGCCCUGCUCGAUGACGUCAUACACUCGCACCGGUCGAACCCGACGUUCGACCCGGACCUGCACCUGCCCGUGCUGCUGGAGCUGUCUGACUAG
Pollicipes pollicipes is the source of this 591-nucleotide messenger RNA. RefSeq names its product calmodulin-lysine N-methyltransferase. NCBI's taxonomy places the organism in Eukaryota, Metazoa, Arthropoda, Thecostraca, Pollicipedomorpha, Pollicipedidae. Gene Ontology annotation, cellular component: cytoplasm. The transcript has 8 exons. Gene Ontology annotation, molecular function: calmodulin-lysine N-methyltransferase activity. The record is from RefSeq and is a predicted model, not a curated record. Bases 1 to 591 code for a protein of 196 amino acids.